Molecule: messenger RNA, 2730 nt
Organism: Xenopus laevis (African clawed frog)
Lineage: Eukaryota; Metazoa; Chordata; Amphibia; Anura; Pipidae
Gene: cdh5.S
Product: cadherin 5 S homeolog
Exons: 12
Coding region: 180-2504 (774 amino acids)
Biological process (GO): homophilic cell-cell adhesion; cell-cell adhesion mediated by cadherin; cell morphogenesis
Cellular component (GO): membrane; plasma membrane; catenin complex
Molecular function (GO): calcium ion binding; beta-catenin binding; protein phosphatase binding
Source: RefSeq, a predicted model, not a curated record
AACUCCAGAACUGGACAUUCUCCUGUUAAACUCCUGCAUUAAUCCAACACCAAACUGGUAAUCUGAGUGGGAUUUGGUAUCCAGUGGAUUAAUACAGAUUUUUGAAGCAUUUGAAAUUUUACCAUUUUGUCAGCAAGACGGUCCCUCGCUCUUUGACUGAGAUUGCUUGAGCGCCUAAGAUGAAGGUGCAAAGGCUUCAAUUUCUGAUGAUUAUGUGUUGCUCUUUGCCUUUGCUCCUAUUCAGCAAAGAGAUCACAAAUUCUGAAAGCUAUCCCGCCAAGAACAGCAGGCGUGUCAAGAGAGGAUGGAUAUGGAAUCAAAUGUUUAUUCAAGAGGAACAACCUGGAAACCUUCCACAUUAUGUGGGAAAGUUACAGAUCAAUUCCAGCAAUGUACAUGAAAAUGCCAAGUUUGCCAUCCAAGGGGAAUCUGCCAAUACAAUUUUUAAGGUUAAUGAGAGAAACGGGGACAUCUACUGCUUUGAACGACUAGACCGUGAAAAGAAGAUUGAAUAUCACCUGAUGGCUCUAUUGGUGGACAAAAGAACAAACAAAACUCUGGAGCACCCUUCCAACUUUAUUAUUAAAGUUCUUGAUAUAAAUGACAAUGCACCGGAGUUUACACAGAAAGCUUUCAAUGGAUCUGUGAACGAGAUGUCAGACAGAGGUAUUUUUGUGACAAAAGUCAACGCUGUGGAUAAAGAUGAUCCUACAAUAGGUGGAAAUGCAGACGUGAACUAUAGAAUCAUCCAAGGACAAGAGUACUUUACAAUUGAUAACAAUGGGGCAAUUUAUACUGCAGUACCUAAUUUAGACAGAGAGCAGAAAGAUACCUAUGAAGUUCUGGUAGAGGCCAGAGAUUCUCCAGGGCGAACUCUUUACUUGGCAAGCACAGCCAUAGUGACCAUUCGCUUGAUAGACAUUAAUGACAAUUUUCCAACCUUCACUGAGAGAGAGUUUAAGUUCAAUGUACCAGAGAACCUGAAGGUUGGGGCAGAAGUGGGAAGACUGAAAGUAGAAGAUAUUGACGAGCCACAAAACAGAAACACAAAGUAUAGUUUCUUGAAGGAAAGAUUUCAGGAGAUGUUUGCUGUCACCACAAAUGCAAUCACGAAUGAAGGAAUUUUGAUAUUGAAAAAGCCCCUGGACUACGAGAGUGUUAAACAAUAUAAGAUGGACAUUGAAGCCACAGAUCCCCUUAUCGACCUACGUGUGGCAAGACAGCCUAGACCCAAGAGUAUUACAAAUGUCAUCAUUAAUGUUCUUGAUGUGAAUGAGCCCCCAGUGUUCUCCAAACCAUUCUACAAAUUUGAAAUUUCAGAGGAUUCUAAAUUAAACAAUAUUAUUGGAUUUGUCUCAGCAAAAGAUCCUGAUGCCGCCAACAGAAACAUCAGAUAUUCUAUGAGAAAUUUCAAAGAUGAACCAAUCAAGGUAACAAGCACUGGAAAUAUUAUCAAUGUCAAGACGCUUGACAGAGAGACUGCAGAUUGGCACAAUUUUACUGUAGUAGCUGAAGAAGUUGAUCCAAGUAACCCUCCUAUUAAAAAAGAGUCAUUGGGACUUGUUUUCAUAAAAGUGUUGGACGUAAAUGACAAUGCUCCAGAAUUUGCAGAACAUUAUGCACCCAGAGUGUGUGAAAACGCAGCCCACCAAACGGUCAUAGCAAACAUUUCUGCUACUGAUAAGGAUGAAAUGAAGCCCGGAACGAAGUUUACAUAUUAUUCAGCCAAAAAAGAAAACAAUUUCACAGUGCAAGAUAAUCACGACAACACAGCUACAAUCCUGGUCAAAUAUGGAUAUUUUAAUAGAGAAGUGGCAAAGUUCCAUUAUCUACCUAUUGUGAUCUCGGACAAUGGACAGCCAGAGCAGAGCAGCACCAAUACUCUUACAAUCACUGUGUGCAAAUGCAAUGAAAAAGGAGAAUUCACAUUCUGUGAGGAGCCUGCAAAGCUGGCUGCUGUUUCUGUUCCAACGAUCAUCAUCAUACUUGUGUCUUUGUUUUUAAUUAUUUUGGUUGUCGCCAUAUUGGCAGUUCUAAGGAGAAUGCAGAAGAAAGAUACCAAUAUCUUAGGAAAAAACACAGCGGAGAUUCAUGAGCAGCUGGUCACGUAUGAUGAGGAAGGUGGCGGAGAAAUGGAUACAAACAGUUAUGAUGUAUCUGUAUUGAAUUCCGUGCGCAGAAAUGUUCAAAGGCCCAGGCAAGACAUGGAGACAGAUCCCUACUUGUAUGCUCAUGUCCAAAAACCAGCAAGAAAUGGAGACAUGUCUUUCAUGAUUGAAGUGAAGAAGGAUGAAGCAGACAAUAAUGGGGAGGGAUUACCAUAUGAUACCCUUCACAUAUUUGGGUAUGAAGGGUCAGAAUCUAUUGUGGAGUCACUUAGCUCCAUAGAAUCCGGGUCUUCAGAAUCAGACAUAGACUAUGAUGUAUUAAAUAACUGGGGGCCUAGAUUUAAGAUGCUAGCUGAACUUUAUGGUCUGGAACCAAUUGGAGACUUUCCUUAUUAGUGCAGCACAAUAAAUCAUUAUUAAAUCUAAGAUCAGUUGCCAUCUAGUGCCUAGAUCAAGAACUUUGGCCCCAAAGGAAAAUGUUGCUGGUGCUCCCCUUUUCAAAACCUUAUGGAAGAUGAUCUGUUUUGCACAAAUGUAUUUAAAGGGAUACUGUCAUGGGAAAAAAAAUUUUUUUCAAAAUGAAUCAGUUAAUAGUGCUGCUCCAGCAGAAUUCUGCACUGAA